AUGAAGCUGAAUACUGUUAUCUUGCUGGCUGCUGCGGCAGGCUCCGCGGUGGCAGCUCCUCUCAAAAAUGCAAAGAGAGCCUCUUCUUUUGAAUGGUUUGGAACAAGCGAGUCCGGGGCCGAGUUUGGUGAGGGCAACCUGCCCGGUGUCUGGGGGACCGACUACAUUUUCCCCGACACUAGUACCAUUCAAACGCUGAUCGAUGAUGGCAUGAACAUCUUCCGAGUACAGUUCUUGAUGGAGCGGCUGACGCCCAGUGGCAUGACUGGAUCUUUUGACAGUGACUAUUUGAAGAACUUGACGACGGUGGUGAACUACAUCACUGAAGCCGGCGCUCAUGCUGUCAUUGACCCCCACAACUAUGGAAGAUUUAAUGGUGCGAUUAUUACGAGCACCUCGGACUUCCAGACUUUCUGGACGAACGUUGCUGGGCAGUUCAAAACCAACAGUCUCGUGAUCUUUGACACGAACAACGAGUACCAUGACAUGGACCAAACCUUGGUGCUCAACCUCAACCAAGCAGCCAUCAAUGGUAUUCGUGCUGCCGGCGCGACAUCGCAGUACAUCUUCGUCGAGGGCAACUCAUACACGGGCGCCUGGACGUGGACUACGGUGAACGAUAACCUCAAGGAUUUGACAGACCCGCAAGACAAGAUUGUCUACGAGAUGCACCAGUACCUUGACUCUGACGGAUCUGGCACCAGCGAAACAUGCGUUUCAAUAACGAUCGGCCAGGAGCGAGUCACCGACGCAACGCAGUGGCUCAUUGACAAUGGCAAGGUCGGUGUUCUGGGCGAGUUCGCAGGUGGUGUAAACGACCAGUGCAAGACUGCUAUCACUGGUAUGCUGGACUAUCUCGCAGAGAACUCUAGUGUAUGGAAGGGCGCCAUGUGGUGGGCAGCUGGUCCUUGGUGGGGAACUUACAUUUACAGCAUGGAGCCGCCAAGUGGUGUUGCCUAUACUGGCAUGCUGGCGACUCUAAAGUCGUAUUUCCCGUGA
Messenger RNA from Penicillium brasilianum, 999 nucleotides. Lineage: Eukaryota; Fungi; Ascomycota; Eurotiomycetes; Eurotiales; Aspergillaceae. The record is from the annotation of a GenBank genome assembly.